AUGAGCGGCGUGAUCCGGCUGCCCUCUUCAUCUGAGAUGUCUUAUCCCCCAGAAGUGCUUGUCUGGACAGGAGCCAAGAGCCAAGCAGCCGAGCCAUACAACAUGCCUCCUGGGCUUCUUCUCAAUGGACAGAGGCUACAGCUGCCAGCUCUGCCUCGAAGGAGAGAGUCCGUUUCGGUGACCCCUGUUGCCCAGGCCACUUCUGCUCUGCUGAAACCUGGAGUGUGGAGAAGAGGAGCUGAGCCUGCUCAACCUGGUGUUGGCUUCCAUGUGACAGCAGAGACCGCCUGCCCUGUAGGUCACUUUUGUCCAGUAGGCCUGGGGAUGGCUUUACCCUGCCCUGUGGGCACCUUCUCAGAUCGGAUGUUUCUUUCCAUGUCCUCUGAGUGCCUGCCAUGCCCCCCUGGCCAUUUCUGUGCUGCGUCUGGCCUCUCUGCUCCUUCAGGACCCUGCGCUCCUGGCUACUUCUGUCUAUCGGGAGUCUCCUCUCCAACCCCAACAGGCCGCUCAGGGCACGGUGGACCCUGUCCCCAAGGGCACUUUUGCCCCCGUGGGACCAGUCUCCCACAGCCCUGUCGUGCAGGCUCCUAUGGCUCCCUGCUUGGCCAGGUUUCCUGCUUCCCCUGCCCUGCUGGCUAUUACUGCCCUGAGAACAUUACCAGCUACAGUGGAUACCCAUGUCCUGCAGGUUUCUACUGCCCACGAGGUACCAAGCAUGCUGCCCAGUUCCCUUGCCCCCGGGGCUACUACAACCCAGACCCACUGACCCACAGCCUGGACAGCUGCCUCCCCUGCCCGCCAGGCCACUACUGUGGUCAAGAGAAUCUGACGAAGCCAUCAGGGCCCUGUGAUGCAGGCUGGUACUGUGUGUCAGCGGCAUGGAAUGCUCGCCCCUUUGACUUGGACAAUUACACCAGCACCAACUGCCUGUGCCCAGCCACUGCCACAGGGGGAAAGUGUCCAGCUGGCUCCUACUGCCCUGAGGGAAGCCCAGAGCCUAUACCCUGCACACCAGGCUCCUUCUGUGCCACCUCAGGUCUCCCCACACCCACUGGGCCCUGCCAGGCUGGCUACUUUUGCAUAGGAGGCUCUGAGUCCCCAGCUCCAGUGGAUGAGGUGACAGGGGGGCCCUGCCCCCCAGGAUCCUAUUGCCCUGUAGCAUCACACAAGCCUACACCCUGUCCGGUGGGCACCUUCUCCAGUCUCCCAGAGCAGACCACGUCCUCCACAUGCCGGUCCUGUCCUUCGGGCUUCUACUGCAAGGAGGCAGGACUCCAGGCUCCCAGUGGGUGGUGUCCAGCAGGCUAUUACUGUGACUCCAGCACUGGACCUGUCCAGGACUUCAGCUUGUACCCAUGUCCUCGAGGGUAUUACUGUCCUGUGGGCACAACUAAGGCCAUGUACCACAGCUGCCCAGUGGGCACCUACGGUCCUCGAAAAGGUUUGACAAGCAUCACCGAGUGCCAGCUGUGCCCUGCUGGGAAGUUCUGCUCACUGGCUGGGAUCUCAGCUCCCACAGGGAAAGUUCAGACUGCCCUAGGUCUCAACAUGGUCAGCAAGGGACUUGAAGCCUAUCCUGACCGGACAUCCUCUCUCCAGGAGUCUGUGCUGCAGGGCACUGGUGCAAAGCAGGAUCUUCCAGCAAGUACCCCACAGAUGGGGCUGGGGGCCUCCGCUGCCCCCCAGGACACUACUGUCUUGAAGGCUCUCCAGUCCCAGCCCCGUGCCCACCUGGAACUUGGUCUUCAGAAGGAACCAGAGGCCCAAAGGGAUGCCGGCAGUGCUCUGUUGGACAACUCUGUCCUGGGGGCCUCCUGCCAACCUGGUCGGCACCUUGCUACCUAG
Mus musculus (house mouse) is the source of this 1845-nucleotide messenger RNA. Its product is annotated as predicted gene, 30500. The transcript is spliced from 12 exons. The record is from RefSeq and is a predicted model, not a curated record. Lineage: Eukaryota; Metazoa; Chordata; Mammalia; Rodentia; Muridae. The coding region runs from base 1 to 1845 and encodes 614 amino acids.